AUGUCCACGUCCUUGUCGGAUUGCUUCACAAUCGGCAGUGUCGUGGCCACGAAGACUUGCUACAAUGAGGAAAUUGAGGGCGAAGUAUUAGCUUUUGAUCCGCAAACGAAAAUGUUGAUAUUGAAAUGUCCGUCUUCUAGCGGCAAUCCGAAGCGGCAUGAUGUCAACAUCGUGAACCUGUCGUUGGUCAGCGACGUGCAGAUAAAGAAGGAAGUCACCACGGUCCCUGACCCUCCACAAUCAUUGAAUCUGAAUAGGUUGAAUACUAGAGUGCGAAAUUCUAUAGAAAACAAAAAGAGAUUAGUCACAGCAUUGGCAGCAUGCUUAGAUCCAGAGGGCCAGCGGCUAUUCCUGGCCAUAGCUCGAUUAAUUGAUGAUGUCACAUGGGUCGGACAAAACAUCAGAGUGUAUAAUGAAGUCACUAUCACACCACCAUACAAGGUGGAAAACGUACUAGGCGAUCAAGAUUCCAAACCGUAUAACUACAUUAGGAAAUUCGUAGAGAAACAUUGGCGCGAGCACAGAGACCAUGCAGCUGCCAACUCUAGCCAACAUCAAUAA
Messenger RNA from Chilo suppressalis (striped riceborer), 561 nucleotides. Lineage: Eukaryota; Metazoa; Arthropoda; Insecta; Lepidoptera; Crambidae. The record is from the annotation of a GenBank genome assembly.